CAAGCCUCAUUUCACCGGGAAGGCGAAGUGUUACCAAAUGAUGGAAGAGCACUCCCAGUGUCUGUCUUCUUAGUCAUGACUCCCGCUCGUCAAAGAAAGUCUGCGCUGCGUGCUUGUAGAGGUGCUCUCCAUGCUUCCACACCCUGACUUUCACGGUGGUGGUGGUAAUGCACACUCCCCGGGUUGUGGAGAUGCCCUGCAUUUCUGGAUCUCCUUCCGUGAUCGCUUGUAUUUGAUUGCCGAGUAAAUGCGUGACGUUAGAAACACUUCUUACUACAUCUUCUUAUUUGGUGGAGGACCAUGUGCGAAUGGUGAUAUGGUUGGCACGGGCUUCAAAUGAAAGGUUCUGGUCCAAAUGAGACCCAAGUGGAGAGGGGUGAGGUUGUUUUUUGACAUGUUGAAAUCUUUAACUGAAUGAGUGAGGGAUUUUGGAGCAAUAAUUAUGAGUUGUAUUUUAUUGUAGUUUGAGGAAAUUGUUGCUCAUCCAGGUAUAGAACGAAUGUAGAUGUAUGGCACAUGGUUGGUCAGGAGGUCGGAGAAGUCAGAGUGGUAGGAAGCGUUUGGUUUAGGGGGGCAGUAAAUGACUGUAGUGACGUGGAGAGUGCUAACAGGGAGUUUGUUAACAAUGUGUUCAAAUGACAGUGCAGCAGGAGUGGAGAUGAUGGUUGUGUGGAUGUUCUUUUUGUGAAUUACAGCAACACCACUGCCCCACCCCAGCCGAGAAGGGGGUUUUCAAUGUAUGGGUAUCCAGUGGGUGUGGCCUGAUUAAAGGAUAAGUAGUCCAUUGGUUUAUGCCAGGUUUCAGUCAGACAAAGGAAAUCUAGGUUUUUGUCGGUGAUGAAUUGGUGUGGGGUGGAGGAUUUAUUAUUGGAGGAGUGGGUCUUGAAGAGUGCAAAUUGCAGUUUGUGAUGCUUUUUGAUAUAUUGAUAUAGGUCCGGUAUCAGAAAAAGUAUCGGAUGAUAUCGGCCUGCAUCUAAAAUUUCUGAUAUAGGCACCCCGAUGCAAGCAGUCCGUUCGUAACAGGUUCUGCGCCACUGCUUCUAUCCAGCAGAAGAACUUCCAUUGAUAGGAACAUUCGGUACUAUUGUCUUUUGGGUGUACAAGCAGCAGUCUUGUUUUGAUGUAAGGUUUUACUACUGGGUUUGUUUUGUAUUAUUUAAUGACCAGUUGUAUUUGUUCUGUUGUUCCCCUGUUAUGCAGUGUGGUUGUGACAGUUUGAAUGUCAACGUGGUGACUGAUGAGAUCCUCUGAGACAUUGUCAGAACAUUUGCUGGUACAGGACAAUGCCUCAUGUGACAGAGCAAAGCUGGACUUUUCCACAGCAUGUGUAUGUUUUCUUGUGUCCUGUAGACGUUAAUGAAGAACAUCUACACCCUGAGCAGGAGGAAUGGAGCUCCAGGAUGGACCAAGAGGAGCCACAGCCACCACACGUUAAAGCGGAAGAUCAGGAGACCCAGCCCCCCCACCUUAAAGAGCAAAAGGACGAUCACAGCAUCAGUCAGGAGGGAGAGCAUCUUGAAGGACCGGAGGAAUUCCCAGUGAUUGGUGUCAUUGUGAAGAGUGAAGAUGAUGACGACAAAGGUGAAAAUGUGGAGAAGAGAGAGGUGGAGCCUCCAAGCAGCAGCUCAACUCAACACAUGACAGCAGAAGCUGAUGGAGACCACUGUGGAGGAUCACAAGCAGACAACCUCUUAGCUCCACUAUCAGAUAGUGACGACACAACGUCACACUCUCCUGACACUGAUGAUGAAGACCCUAAAGCUGAUAUGACAUGUCACACUGACAACACACACUUUAAAUGCUCUCACUGUGGCAAACAUUUUGGCAAGAAGCUAAAUCUGAAAAGACACACGAGGCUUCACGCAGGAGAGAGACCUUUUACCUGUUCAGUUUGUGGCUUACGUUUUGUACGGAAUCCAGAUAUGAAAAGACACAUGAGGACACACACCGGGGAUAAACCUUUUACGUGCUCAUUGUGUGGCGUCAGAUUGUCUCAGAAGUCAAAUUUGACAUCACACAUGCGAAUGCAUACUGGAGAGAAACCUUUUACCUGCUCGUUUUGCGGCCUAAGAUUUGCUUAUAAGUCAUGUUUGACAAAACAUACAAGAAUACACACUGGAGAGAAACUAUAUUCCUGUUCAGUCUGCAACAAACGUUUUACUGUGAGUUCAGUAUUGGAUCAACACAUGAGAAUACACACUGGAGAGAAACCUUUCACCUGUUCAUUCUGUGGUGUAAGUUUCGUAAGGAAUUCAGAUAUGAAAAGGCACAUGAGAAUACACACUGGUGAGAAAGUGUUGAGUUUCAGUGUGUGUGGUGAAAGAUUCUCUUAUAAGUACCAGCUUAACAAUCACAAGUGUGCUGGUGAGAACAGCAUGUCAGAAGUGACUGCAGAAAUAUCACAAGCUGUCGAUGUUUCCAUUUAUGUUGCCAAGUUAUGACUAAAUGUUUUCAUUGAAUUUUCUCUGAUUGCUUUGUGAUAAACAAAAAUAACUAACAGUAACCAGAAUACAGUGUCCUUGUAAAGAUGUCUGCAAGUUUGGAGAAUGUCUCAUAUUAAUUAAAACUGUGUGAUUAAAUAAAGAGAAUCCAGGCCGUCCUACAUUUCCUGGAGGUUGCCACAAUACCAGACGGUAAAGAUCAUGAGUGUAAUGACACCUCCUCACAUGUGGGAGGCAGUAAUGCUAGCAUGUAUUAGCUGUGUCUAGUCUGCCGGAAAUGGAAAAAAGGAUCAAGGAAAAUAAAGCAGCAAGACGAUUCGAUUUAACCUUUAUUGCUGUUUGUUCUCAAUCUGGUACACAUUGUUACUUCAUAUAGAGAAGGGUACACAUUAAUAAUUCUUCGUCUCGGGAUAAACUCGUCCCCACAUCACUCUGAAGCUUCUCGGGCUAGUUUAGCGUGCUAGCUGCUAACAAAGGGACGCGGAAGUGAUCAACACAUCGCUAAGCAGCAAUCGAGUGUGAUUGUGUGAAAAUGUGUAAAGUCCAAAUGCUGAGAGCGUUGGUGAAUCAGCGGCUAACUGCGGCUGUUGAAGAAAUAUUUGUAGUGUUGGAAAGAACGAUAGCAGAGUACGAGGAGGAACUUUCUCGAACAAAAGAGGACAACGAGCGACAACGUCAACUACUGGACGCUGUUUUCAAGCCUCGAAUGGAGUCACGCAGAGCAGACGUCAUUGAAGAAGAUCUUCCCCCAGAGCAGCAGGCGGAGCCACAGUCGCCCCACAUUAAAGUGGAAGAGGAGGAGCACAGCAUCAGUCAGGCGGCGCUUGAAGGGUUAGAGGAGUUCCCAGUGAUUCUUGUGCCUGUGAAGAGUGAAGAUGAUGAAGACAAAGGUGAAAGUGAGGAGAAGAGAGAGGUGGAGCCUCCAAGCAGCAGCUCAACUCAACACAUGACAACAGAAGCUGAUGGAGACCACUUUGGAGGAUCACAAGCAGACUUAGCUCCACUAUCAGAUAGUGACGACACAACGUCACAGUGUCCUGACACUGAUGAUGAAGACUCUAAAGCCGAUAAGACAAGUCACACUGACGCCACACACUGGAAAUGUUCUCUUUGUGACAAAACUUUUGGCAAGAAGAGAAAUCUGAAAAGACACAUUAGGAUCCACACAGCAGAGAAACGAUUCAUGUGCUCCUUCUGCGGUAAAAGAUUCUAUCACAAGGGACAUUUUGAAACACACAUUAGAACACACACUGGAGAGAAACCGUUUUCUUGCUCAGUUUGUGGUAAAAGUUUCUCUCAGAAGAUAACUUUGAUAGCGCACAUGAGAACGCACACUGGAGAAAAACCCUUUUCCUGUUCAAUGUGUGGUCAGCGAUUCACUUAUAGUACAAACUUGACAGCACACAUAAGAAUCCACACUGGGGAGAAACCUUUCAGCUGUUCAGUGUGCGGUAUAAGAUUUGCACGGAAUUUUGAUCUGAAAAAGCACUUGACAAAACACACUGGGGAACUUAUUGUCAAUAAUAAUAAUAACGCUUGAUACCUAUGAGUUUUUACAGACAGAAAAGAUGCUGACGAUGUGAGGAAGUGUGUGUGUGAUGAAAGAUUGUCUUCCAGGUGAAGGGUUAACAUGUCCACAUGUAAAUAUAUAAAGGUACAUCUAGCUGGAUAUAAAGAACGUAAUAAGGAUACUAUGGAUAAGUAAGACAGUAUUACUAAAAAAGUAUUGUUAAAAAAUAAAAGUUGUGUAAAAGAACAACUUCUAACGCUGCAAUAUGAUGUUAUAAUGAGAUGUUUGCAAUUAAAUCAUCAUCUAUCACAUGUGCCCAACAGACACACAUUUUUCUUCUUGAGUAGAGAAUCGUACAUUUGAACCUCAAUAAAAGAAAAAUAUACAAACACAAUUAUAUUAAUUAUCAUAUUUGAUUAAAAUCCACUUUGAAUAAAAACAAGCGAGCUGGAGUCUACCUCAGCUGAUUUGGGGUAAGAUGUGGGGUACAUCCUCGACAGGUUGGAGAGUUGCUCUUAUUACACGUCAGUAUGGUAAUUUGUGUAUAGUGUAAUCUUUUUUUCUGGUGUGCUCUGUGUGUUUUAUUAUUACAGUAUAGUGUUAUUUUUUGUAUUGACAUUUUCCAAAUUAAAACUAUGAUGUGUGAUUACACUGAAACAAAGAGGACAUCUUGCAUUUCCUGAAAGUGACCACACCAGGGGUCACCAACACAGUGCCCGCGGGCACCAGGUAGCCCCCCACGACCACAUGAGGCGCCCGCAGGCCUGCUUUUCAUUCAGGUUUUUUAAUAAUGUGAGAACACUAGAAAGAAAUGUAUUCUGAAACAUAAAAUGUGAGUUGUGGAUACCAGCAUUUUGUGAAUGUUUUAGUAAAACAAGCAUAUUUGAUUUGUUUGGGUUGAAAUAAGGUAUGAAAAUCAUUUCUACAAAAAUGAGUAGCUCGUGGCCAUUUUCAUUUUCUAAAAGUAGCUCUCGCAAGAAAAAACGUUGGUAACCCCU
Dunckerocampus dactyliophorus (ringed pipefish) is the source of this 4949-nucleotide messenger RNA. Its product is annotated as zinc finger protein 180-like. The transcript is spliced from 2 exons. Gene Ontology annotation, biological process: regulation of transcription by RNA polymerase II. NCBI's taxonomy places the organism in Eukaryota, Metazoa, Chordata, Actinopteri, Syngnathiformes, Syngnathidae. The coding region runs from base 2974 to 3981 and encodes 335 amino acids. Gene Ontology annotation, molecular function: DNA-binding transcription factor activity; RNA polymerase II cis-regulatory region sequence-specific DNA binding. The record is from RefSeq and is a predicted model, not a curated record.